This is a messenger RNA of Nothobranchius furzeri (turquoise killifish), 9679 nucleotides long. It is a transcript of the gene ssh1b, whose product is annotated as slingshot protein phosphatase 1b. NCBI's taxonomy places the organism in Eukaryota, Metazoa, Chordata, Actinopteri, Cyprinodontiformes, Nothobranchiidae. Gene Ontology annotation, molecular function: actin binding; protein tyrosine/serine/threonine phosphatase activity. Gene Ontology annotation, cellular component: cytoplasm. The record is from RefSeq and is a predicted model, not a curated record. Gene Ontology annotation, biological process: protein dephosphorylation; actin cytoskeleton organization; negative regulation of actin filament polymerization.
UCCCCAGAAGCCUCUGUGUAAUUCAUACCCUCUCCAGGAGUAUUAGUUAUACGGUGUUUAUAAAGUCCCCUCAGACAUUACUGACAUGUUCUAAUAUUAUCAGAUGAAAAACUAAAUUAUCAGACAUGCUGUCUCAUCUGCUUCUUUUCUAAACUUGCAAAAAGUAACAAAACCGUUUGAAAGCCACUAUUUGUGGAUUCUCUGAAAGUUUCCAUGGAGUGUGUGACAACUUAUUUUUUCAUUGAUCCUAUUGUCUAAUCUCACAGCUGAAACAAGCAUCCUUAAUAAUCUGUAAACAGGAAGCUUACCGAUGCUGUAGUAAAACAAAAGGUAUAAUAAUUUAUUAUUAAUAAAACCUUGUUGCAGCACUAAAGCAUAAAAAUGAGAUUUUGCAUUAAAUAUGCAAAAUAUUUACAUAUGAAUUGUUUUAGAGCCCUUUUAUUGGUAGAAUCUGAUAUUAAUUUAGUUCUUACAAAAAAUGGGUCCCAACAUGGUUUUUGUGGCGUUGCCAUAGUGUGACGUCAUAGGCACAGAUCCCGUCCUCUUUUUUGGAAAUGGAAAUAUGGUCACCCUAUAUUAAACAACCUGUCCACCCGGGCUUUUGCGCUGCACAGAGACGCUUCGCUGCCUAUGACUUUGAACGUCAGUUGAGUCAGUCUCAUGCAGACUGACCAAUGAAGAGAGGGCCUCAAGUUAAGACCCUCUCCUCAUUGGUCAGUCCACACGAGGUGGGUCAAAGGUUACUCUGGGCGGGUUACGUGUUGUCAGGCAUUCAAGUAUUGAGUAUAUUUACUGCAUAUUACAGUAAAAUAUUCUGUAUGUGACCACAUUAUGGUGAUCCUCGGGUCGUGAUGAUGGAGCCCUUGAAUAUUGUUGCCCAGGGUACAACAAAGUGUUAAUCUGGCCCUGGUUCUGCCGUCACAUUCCCGCAGAAACUGGUUGAUCACACCGGGGCCAGACUACUAGCAUGUGGUUUUACAACCACAAUGUCCUCGGAAGCAAAAACGCUUUUAAAAGGGAGGGAGGAGUCCUAACUGUUGCUGCAGGCGUGUUGUGUGAGAGUGCAGUUAUAUACUGGUUAAUAUAUUUUUGGGUUCAGUUGCUUUCAUGUGGCCUAAUGUGAGUCUAUUUGGGAUCAUUGGAAUGAUCAGCAGCAUUUCUUGAUGUGACUUUAUGGCAGUUGCCCAGGGCAUCAUCGCAAGGAGGAUGGCAUUCAUUUACUUUUGUUUUAUUUGGUAUUUUUUCAGUCAUUUUUGGAAAUAGUGAUCAAUUUUGAUUAAUUCACAGCCUAUGUUUAAUUACAUUUAAAAUAAAUGUCAACAGAUGAGAUCAAACAAAACAGAUGAGAAUUGCCCUUAAGCUGUUUAACUUGGACCAAGCAUUUUAGGUCACAGAUAGAUGUAGCUUAGGGUCUCUGUCUAUACACCUUAUAAGACAAUUUAGGUGAUGGCAUGUUGUUUUUCUGCUAUUGAACUGUUUUCUAAUAAUGUUGUGUUAAAUAAAGUGAAGGAAGGAGAGAAAUAACGUUUCCCUAGCAGUUUUUAAAAAUUUCCCCAUGUAAUCCGAUUAAUCGAUUAAUCGUGUCGAGACCCCAUCCGAUUAAUCGAUUAUCCAAAUAAUCUUUUGUUGCAGCCCUAGAUCUGACCACCACCAGAUGUGUAUUUCCACAUUGUUGUUUAAGAAAUGAGAAGCAACUCAUUGCACCAGUUGAAGUUAAAUAACUUGUAGCCAGCUGAAAGAUAAUCACCCCUGCAGUAAUUAUCCAAUAGGAGGCUGGUACCUUUUCACUUUUGGACCUUCAAAACUUUAUAACUUUUAUUUUGACAGAAAAUGAGCUUGUUCUUUGAGUUCUUUGUUUUUAAAGCUGCAAUAGCAAAUUUGGAAAACAAAUUAGCUAAAUUGUUUCUCUCAUGCCGCUUAACAACAUUCUAAUAUAGUAUAGCUAUAAAUAUAUUGUGUACAGUAGUCCCUUGCUAUUUGACCAUUUCUGCUUUGCUGUUUUGCAUAUUUUUUUCCACCAAUAAAUAAAAGGUGACGACAAAAAUUGACAUUAACAAAAAUCCAAUUGGAAAAUGGAAAAUGUAGUCGAACGGAAAAAUAAACCAAUCGGCAAUUGGGACAGGUGGGACUUGAUGAGAAAAGAACCAAUCAUGGUGCGAAGCCGGCCGCUGUUUGAACAAUAUGCCAGUAACAGUUGAACAAUUUAUGUCUAAAACGAGAAAAUGUCCAUGGCUGGUAGGAAAAACAUUAAAUUUGACGAUCUGAAAAGUCUUAGCUUGGUGAGUACACAUCGGGGCUUUCCCCGGUUUUAAAAAUUACAGUGGUAGCAUCAAGCAGGGGUGGGAUAGGAGUGUAACGCUGGACCCGAGCCAAGCACACAGAGUGGUGCAUCUGGCUGUUUUAUUGUUUUGUGAUUCUGCUAUGGCCAUAAGAUAAUCAGUGUUCAGUGCUCCAGUGGUGUUUUUGUGAGGAAAAGCAUUCAGGCAGCCCAUACAAGUGUUCAGGCGGCUCACUUCGGUUAUUUACGGAAAGCAACUAAUGGACCAUCUGGUUGUUGAUCUCACCAAACCGCCGCUCUUCCCUCGGUCCUCCAUUCAUUACACCACGUGUGUCAGACACAAGGCCCGUAUUUUUAUGUGAUCUGCGAGAUAAAUAUCAGAAAUAUAUUAAAACUGACCCGCUGGCCGAUUUUACCGCAAAGACUACAACUCCCGUGAUGCUUUGCGGCGUUAGCGCGGAGCCGAAGCGCCCCCUCCUUUGUGUUUUUUCCAGCGUCUGCUGCCGGUGUCUGAAGCUCCGCUGUCUCGGACAAACUAAACACUCCUCUCACUCAGCGCUGAGUUUACUCAGCUAUUUUCCAACAUUGAAGCCCAGAAACGGAGAUUUUAACUGCUCAGUAAUGUGUUCACGACUGAAAGAGAAAGUUUUCCGGCUAACUUCCAGACAGAGCUGAUAUAACUCCAGCGAGCAGCGAGGCGCUCAAACCAGCAUGACUCUGUGGCUGCUGUCGUUUUUAUUUUUCCUCCCCGACACACAACAACGUGGUCAAGCUGCUCAGACAUGUUCAGCAGCACAAACCUAUGUGAGCACCUGUUGUCAUCUAAUGUUGUCAUUAUUAUGAUGAAGAUGACGAAAACAACAGGAGUCUCCUCCUCAGCUCAGAUCAACCCCAUGAUGCAGGUAUCUGGUUGGAACAGGUGAGCAUCACAGUAAACCAGUGGAGCAAACUGAGCUUUAAAUAUGUUGGUUUUAUGCUCUUUUUCUGCUUCAAAACAUGAAAGUUAACAGGUGAGAUGUUGCAUUUUCAUUUAAGAUAAAAAUGAUUUUUUUAUUUUGUUGUUGGCCCGUGAGAAAAGAUUUAACCUACAGUAAACAGGAAGUGGAAAGGCUGCAGAUAGAUGAAUAGAAUAGAAAAUCCCUUUAUUGUUCCUCAGUGGGGAAAGCUAGACGUCAAAGCAGCGAUGACACUUAUUACAGGAGAAAAAAAGGAGAAUAAAAAAUUAAGAAAAAUGAAUAAACAAGAAAACAUAAAUCCUGAAUAGAUAUCAAAAAUGCUGAAUAUACCACAAGUAAUGAAUACCACUGAUGCCGUUUAUUUAAAACUGACUUGCUCGUGUGUAAUUUGGUUAUUCCACAUUCAGUGUUAAUGCAAAAAUAUGUUUGUUUCCAAAUUAAAACGUUCAAAAUUGCAUAUAUGUUGAUAAAGAAAAUGUGCAAAUUUGCCGUCACUUUUUCAAAAAAUAUUAAGUUUGGCCCUCGACUCCGUCCCAGAGUUUCAUUUCGGCCCAGCGUGAAUUUGAGUUUGACACCCCUGCAUUACAUACUCUCGUAUUUAGCAACAGAACAUCACUGGUGUGAGGUUCUCUGCUCAAUAAUAUCAGAGUAGGAGAAACAGCCAGCUGCUACAACUUCAACUUUGGGACUCUGGUUGUUUGUCCUAAAGAGAGCAACACAAUUUGGAGCCACAGACAACAAAUGAUGUUUGGACCUAGAAAAUGGCGACUGGUGUGUAGCUUUGUUUCGUCUGGCAUUGCAGGUUUCUGGUUCUGGCAGAAGCAUCUCAGGGAAGGUAUCCAAGGGGAGGGGUGUGUGCUCUAAGGCAAUGUUUGCAUUCAAAACCUAGCUUGUUCUGUAAAUGUGUUAUAACAACUUUAAUAGGUCCAGCUGAUCAGUAGUUGUUUAGUCUAAAGACCUUUUAUUUCCUUGCUGUUGCCAAGGAAACAAAUCAGCUGAAUAAGCACUUGAUUCAAUGUGACAAGUUUUCUAAAACGUUUGUUGUGUUCAGUUACAUAACAGAAAGCUCAUAAAGCUUUGUUACUGUUCAGAGACAAAGCUUUUCUUUAUCCAGCAUGACGUCACAGAAGUCAUGUCUGAAAAGAGUUGGACAGAGUGUGUGCGUGCAAGCUUGUGUGUGUGUGUUUCCUCUUGUUGAAAAGGCCCCAUCAUGUUAGGUGAUUCAUCAGUGUGAAGUCUUUUCAGGUUCAAUAUUCUACAUGUCAAACACGAGCCUGCUGCUGUGCAACAUUCCCACCGCCUGCAAACUCUCUGCUUGAAUUGUGGUAUUGUUUCGGAGUUUUGCGCGGGCCGAGCCGAUUGCUGAAUCACGUGCUGUGAAUUGAGGGAGGAGAAACGGGAGCUGAAUCUCAGCAGACCAAGCAGACAUGGAUGCUUCACAGCGUGAGAUGGAAAGACAAGCAAUAAGAGAGAGAAGAAGAUAACUAGAAGAGCUUAUCUAAAACUGGGCUGCAGUUGGGUGAAGAAGUUGUUGAAGUUGUAUUUUUUUUCUGAGGUGAUGGUAAAUAUUAAGAGCAGCAGGAUGCAUCUGAAGUCUUCACAUAGAGUCAUGUUCAGUGGGCUGCCUGAGUUUGUGGAGAAAGCUGCUCUGGCUCGGAUGGAGAUCUGUCGCAUCCUCAGUGAAAGCUUCUUCAUGGUCAAAGGAGCUGCCCUUUUCCUCCAGCAGGGUGGCAACGCACAAGGACCUAAGACUCCUACCCACCACAAACAUGCAGGUGACUUACCUCAGCAUCUGCAGGUCAUGUUUAAAGUCCUGAGGUCUGAAGAUCGCAUCAAACUGGCUGUGCGGUUGGAGAGCGUGUGUUCAGAGCGGGUGCGUUACAUGGUGGUUAUCUACACCAACGGCCAUCAAGACACAGAGGAAAAUGUUGUCCUGGGAAUGGACUUCACAGAUAAGGACAGUAAAAGCUGCUCCAUUGGGAUGGUCCUUCCUCUGUGGAGUGACACCAACAUACAUUUGGACGGAGACGGAGGCUUCAGUGUGAACACGGCAGGGCGGUCACAUGUCUUCAAGCCCGUGUCAGUGCAGGCCAUGUGGUCUGCCCUGCAGGUCCUCCAUAAAGCCUGCGAGGCGUCGCGUCGCUUCAACUACUUCCCAGGAGGCAUUGCUCUGACAUGGAUGUCCUUCUACGAGAGCUGCAUUACCUCAGAGCAAAGCUUCAUCAAUGAGUGGAACACAAUGACCGACCUAGAGACGACCCGUUCUGAUUCUCCCAGCAUGUUUUCAGACCGGCCAACUGAGCGAGAAAGAACAGAGUGUGUUAUUAAGGCCAAACUCCGCAACAUCAUGAUGUUUCAAGACCUGGAGAACAUCACCUCUAAGGAGAUCCGUAACGACCUGGAGCAACACAUGAGCUGUAACCUUAAAGAAUACAAGGAGUUCAUAGACAACGAGAUGCUCCUGAUCCUGGGUCAGAUGGAUAAGCCCACGCUCAUCUUUGACCACGUUUUCCUGGGCUCUGAGUGGAAUGCCUCCAACCUCGAAGAACUUCGUGACUGCGGAGUUGGUUACAUUUUGAAUGCGACCCGAGAGAUUGACAACUUCUUCCCGGGAAUGUUUUCCUAUCACAAUGUUCGCGUGUACGACGAGGAUGCCACCGACCUGCUGGCCCACUGGAACGACACCUACAACUUCAUCGUCAAAGCCAAGAAGAACAAUUCAAAGUGCCUGGUGCACUGUAAGAUGGGAGUGAGCCGCUCCGCCUCCACAGUUAUUGCCUAUGCAAUGAAGGAGUUUGGCUGGUCGCUGGAGAAGGCAUACAACUACGUCAAGCAGAAGAGGAGCAUAGCUCAGCCAAAUGCUGGGUUCAUGAGACAGCUGGCAGAGUACGAGGGAAUCCUUGAUGCUAGUAAACAGCGCCAUAACAAGCUGUGGAGGCCCGGUGCGGAUGAGGAGGGAUCUGAUCAUCUGCAAGCCUGCGGUCACUGCGCCGGCGGCGAGGGGACACCGGUGCUUAGAGACGAGGAAGCCUGGGGAGGCUGCGGGGCGUCUCCCUGUAGGGGUCUGGAGAUGGAGCCCCUAGACUCUCUAAACUAUAACUACUACUUCAGACGCUUAUCAGACUCUGCGCUCGACAGUGAACCCUCCACUCCGGUACGGGGACCUCCUCUUCUUGGCAUGGAGAGAGUUUUUAUUGAAAUUGAAGACGUUGAGAGGGACGCUCUGUUGGAGGAUGAGGGGUUCCCAAUGGCCCACUUAGCCCUGCCUGGUGAGGGCACGGCAGCUCAGACCUGCGGGCGCCUUGAUCCCAUGGAAGACAUGAGGCUGAGGCUGGAGUUCAGCACUUUGGAAGAGGAGGACGAGGAAGAGGCCAAGAAAGAGGAGGCUGAGAUGGCGGCCUUGGCUCAAACACCUGGAAAUGCAGAUGGGAGGAAAACAGAGGAGGAGGCUGACAGAACUGAGGAGAGCCAGUUGGGUUUAGCUAAUCUGAACACCAACAACAGCAACCGUCUGGCUGCAAAGCGCAGCUGUCCUGCAGCUUUUGAUGAUAGCGCUAGCACAGGAAACCCUUUAAAAGUGAAGCCUUCCUACCAGUCCUGCAAAGACUGCAUCCGUCUGCCACAAGGACGCCGCUGCGACCGUCCUACAGGAGGCCGUUCCCACCGCCUUAACCCCUCCCGCCAUUGCUCCAUUCCUUCCAUAUGCAUAGACCCCCCAGGGACACACUUCGCCUCCACCCCAGUUCUCCAGUCUCUGCCAGCCCCUGCAGUCGUCCAGCCUAACUUGGUACAGCCUAGCACUCAUUUCUACCACUGUGCCACAUGCACUCUUAGUGACACGUCCGUCCCCCAGAACAAUCACCAGAAACUUUUCUCCCCCAUGAACUGUGAGGAGACGGCUCUUGACGGCAGCCUGGCACAGGCGGAGGACAUGGACGAACCUCAGGAGGUAAUAUCCAGGCAGGGUACCAAGGCUAUUGGUGUGACGGAGCCUGAGGGUUUAGAGUUUGGUUGCGCAGGUGAGCAGUCUCUGGCCCAACUUCAGAUGCCCGGACUUGGGAUUAAAUUUGGCGUUGAACUGAAGCUGCCGAGCAUGGCCAUGGAGAGCCAGCUUCCAGUAGGGCCUCUGCCUUAAAUCAGGAACUGGACUUGAUGAAGGAGCUGGCGUGGUACUGCCUCGGGUGUGACCCAGAUCUUGGUGUCGUACCAGAUGACCUCUACUGUAACGGCUUUUCCUCACAACUUUGUUUUAAGCUGCAGUUGUCCACACAGAACACCCUGUCAUAGGCGCCCGAUUCAGACGAGGCUGGUGAUGAAGACCUGAGAGCAGCCCAUCUGUCUCAUCGUACAUGAAGGUUCUCACACAGUUUCCCUUCAUCUCAGCGGAAAUCUUGCCACCCUACCUUCAACAGUUGGGUUUGUUGAGCUUGUGGCGGUUUGUUGGAUCUAAUUUCUGAUGCCAGAGAGCAUCUGGACCUGAGUUUGCACACUGCUUUCGUCGGUUUUCUGUUUUCACUCCAGCUCAGCAACAGUUUUUAUAAAGGCGCACUAUAAUAACAGCCUUUAACAUCCUCUGUCUCCCUCCGCAGGUCAGAUUUUCCUGCUGCUUUUGCAUCGUUAAAGGGCAUUUCAUGUGAGAUACUAUAUAUUUUUUAAAAAGGUCUGUGUGAGUUCUUACCCUUCCAUGUUUGGAGUCAUUAAGCCUAUUUUUCUCUUUUGGUCAAAGAGGGUUUUGUUCUCUGGCUACUGAUCUCCGCUGAUGUUAAUUCAACUUUAAGUGCUAAGUUUAGCCCAGAUAUGAGCGUCCAUGUUUGCACAAGACGCAUGUUUCACAUAUCUGUUGUCUUUAUGUUGUAAUUUUCAUCGUGGAAACAAAAGAUGCCUAAAAUGUUUUGGUGUUAAAAAUGUUCUCUUUAUUAAUCGGUCUGUUAGAAUCUGAAUCAGACCAUUUAUAUAUAGCCAAAGCUGUUUCCUGUUCCUGCAUCACAUUUUUUGGGUGUUUUUAUCUUCCCAGCAGCCACUAAAAGCUACUUUUCUUUACAUCUACACAUAUUCUUAGUAUCUACUCACCCACACAGGUAUAUUUAAGAUGUAUAGCUGCAAAUAUUUGUGAAGCAUGCUAAACCAGAAGUGAAAACCUACAAAAUAAAGCAUUGUUGUUUCAGAAAACUGCUUUUAUUUUCUUACAAUGUUGAGCUGAGGUCAUUUGUGUUUUUUAUUUAUGUAUUUAUUUUAUUUGCUGUAACGAUCAUCAGAAAGCUAAGAGUCGACAACAGGUUCUGGUUUGGUAUUUCACUGUUUGGUGAAAUGAAGUAAACGUCACCAGAAAUUUGAUUAACAAACAGCUGAAUAGUCUAACAUGCACAGGUUUGACUAAUAGACAAUCAUUUAUUUAUUUACGUGUCGAUAGCCUGAGACAUAUUUUUACAGUUUACGUAAUUUGGUGCCAUAAGGUGGGGGUUUUUUUCUGUUCAUGUGUGUUUUUUGCAUGCUGGAUGUGCUCGAGUGAUAGUGAAAGGUUCUUGUUUGUGUGCAGGAACAGCACAUACAUGUUCCAGUCCUGUGUUCUGUGCACUUCAGGAGAAGAAUUAAACCGUGCAGCGAAUGAAUGUUACUUUACUUUAACUGUGGUGACAACUACAAUGCACACUGUGUUUUCCUUUCUGUCUCCUAACUGCAUCUGGAGGAGCUUCGGGUUUGCUUCGUCAAUUAGAUUUGAAUAGUUUAAGGGUCUUUUUCCCCCUUUUUUUCUUUUUGUUGUUAUUUUUCUUCACAUGUUCAUCGGAGCAUUAAUGUAACAGCACAAAUUGCUGAAAGUUUUUGACUGCUGUUGAGAUUUGAGUUAUUUGAAAUUCCAACCCAAAGUUCUAGUAUUUUACCCGGUUACAGGACCAUCGGUGACUCUAAGCAUGCUUAAAGGGGUUUAUUUGAAAAUUUCACAAAAUUUUCAAAGGUUGUUGAGAAGAUUGACGUCAUUCCUGUUAAGCCAGAUGGUUGGAACGUUGUAUCGUUAAUUAACACAAACUUUUUUCUACUGACCUCUAGUGGUUAAGUUGCAAACUGCAACCAACCAAAUAAAUGUGUUUGUUUCGAACGCUGAAGGCAUGGUUCAGAUCUUUUGAGGUGUUUCUGCUAAAAGUUUAAUUUAGAUCCCAGCAACUGUAGACAGAGCGUUUACCUAACUGAGAGUAGAAAAAAGGGUAUGAGUUCUGGCCAGCUAACUAUUAGUCUGAAUAGGGCAACCUUCAAAGAAAUAGUUCAUCUCUGUUUUUCCAAACUGAUGCUGUUCAAAGACAUAUUUACUAGUGGUAAGAUAUUUCUAGUUCAUAAUCGUGUUGCAGCCGUGUCGCUGCUUUGUGAAGGCUAAUGGAUGCUUAAAAUUUGCAAAAGGACAGUUUUACAUCUAAUGUUUGAUUUAUUUUGCAUUAAAAAUGUUUCAUUUUAA